CGUUUCUUUUGACACUGAAGACGUUUGGAGUUUGUGAGUAAACCGAGUUAACGGACACAGAGAAAGUGUUCUUCGCCAUGGGAGCGUCUUCCUCCAGUCUUUUAGAUGAAAAUAAAUGUAACUACAUCAGAGGACGGACUGAGGCUGAACUGAACAACUUCAGCCCUCACUAUAAGAGGCAGUGCUGUGUGGCGUUUUUCUCACAGCUGCAGGAUGAAGUGGAGCAGCAGCAGACGGUUCACACACAGCUCCUCAAACAGAAGGAGCCACAACAGGCCUCUGAUCUGGUGUUUAAGGACAGUGUACUACACUUCGAUGACAGUAAGAAGUGGAAGGAGAGGUUUGCAAUAGUGCGGGCAGACUACAGUGUGGAGCUUCAUGACAGCCAGGAGACUUUUGCAAAAGGAACACCUGCACGUCAAAUACUCCAGCUAACAGGAGGCACUGUGCUGACCUCAGAGGAGAAAUAUUCUGCUCUCGUGGACAAGGCCUUCCCUGACUUGAACAGCUCGAAAGAGGAGGCUGGUUCACCCAUGGUGACCAUUCCUGGUCCGUUUCCUGUCUUCCUGAGACUCCCCUACAGGAGAGAUGCUUACUUCAGCUUCCAGGAGGAGGACAAACAGAUUCGCUUCAUGUCCAUUCUGUCUGACUCCAUCCGCCAUCAAAACCAUGACCCGCUGAAGAAGACAACUUGUGAAGUCCAAGCAUUCCUUAAAGCCAUUCAUUUCUACAGACAGGAGAAAGGACAUUAUGAAUCAUGGGAGAUGCUUGUGGGCACCGACUGUCAAGUGCUGGCCAACUUGGUGAUGGAGGAGCUCUUGCCGUCCCUGCAGACAGAGCUAUUGCCCAGGCUGAAGGGAAAGAAGGCUGAGAGGAAGAGAGUGUGGUUCACGACUGUACAGGCGACGUAUGAGUUGGUACAGGACCAGCUGAGUGAGGGGCUGCAGAGACUGAAGGAGGAGUGCAGUGAGAUUGCCAAACAGCAGGAGACGCUCAUUCGUUCCGACAUGGACCAGAUCAUCAACUCCAGCAACUUCCUGAAAUCAAAACUGCAAGGCCUCGUCUCGGAGCCUGCGAUGAAGUUCUGCUCUGAGAGUGUAUCUCCAUAUCUGGCCUCCAUUCUGGAGGAACUGAUGGGUCCAGUGAGUUCAGGCUUCCAGGCCGUGAGGCAGCGUUUGGAGACGGAGCUGACCCGAAUUUGCAAGGACUUCCAGCCAGGAGGAACUAAAGAAGAACUUACUAAAGCUUUAGAGGACGUGUCUCAUGCCCAGCUGGAGGACUGCUAUCAGCAUGUCUCUGUUCUUAAGGAACAGUUGCAGGAGCUGCGCAGCCGCUUCAGGUUCUCCAACUCCACAUUGGUGGUGCACAAGACACAGAGCCACAUGCAGCAGCUGAUGGAGAAUGCCGUGUAUACAUUCGAGUUGCUGCUUCAGUCAGCCAUGAAGGAUGAACCUGAGAAAUUGGCCACAGUCAUGGAGAAAGCCAAGCUCCGAGUGCUUAAGCAAUAUGACUAUGACAGCAGCACAGUGAGGAAGAGGAUUUUCCAGGAGGCUCUGGUGGACAUCACACUGCCAGCCAUUAGGAGAAACCUGGCACCCAGCUGUAAAACUGAGCUGCAGAACUAUGAGCAGUACAUCUUCGCUGAUUACACAAACUUCAUCCAAGUGGAGAACGUCUAUGAGGAUAUAAUGCUGAACACCCUGAAUAAUGAAGUGAACAAAGUGGUGAAAGAAGCGGCCACUCUGAAGAAGCACAACCUGUUUGUGGACAGCACCGAGCUGCAGUGUCUUAGUCAGAGCAGUCUCACAGACAGCCGCACUCCGCCUCGCUCAGCCCCCUCCAGUCCGGCGAAAGUGCAGUCUGCAGCUGCAGCACAAAAAGCUACGCAGAUUUCCAGCUCCUUGAUGGUGGAAAAUGGCAGUUCAGAGAAGCAACCAGUGGAGAAGAAACAAGAGUGUGCAGAUGAAUCAUCUCCAACAGUUAAUACGCAACCGUCGAAGCCCAACGAGCUUUCAGCAGAACCCAGUAUGCCAUCUUGUGUUUCUGCAGAUUCCCCAGAUCUACCUAAGGUCCCUUCAACAUCCAUCUCUGAUUCCUCAGAACCAGUGUGUGAGAUUUCUGUAGAUAAACCUGACAUGGUGUGCUACACUUCAUUACCAGAAGCAGCCGAUGCUCCAGCUCAGAGCCAAGUUGUGAUAGCCACUGCUAUCGAUUUCAACACUUCUCCUGUAAUUAUCGUGUCAGAACCUGAGUCGCUUGCAGACCAAACCACUUCUGUCAACCUACCAACUGAAGUAAAUACAGAAAGUCCUGUUUCUCUAACAUGUGGGCAAGAAACCCAAAGUGUCAGUGCUUCAGAAGAGACAGAGGUUGAUGCUGCAAAUCAGUCUCAUUCUGAGAUCUGUGACGCUGUGCCUGCACCCCUUGAGGAACCGCACGGCGGUACAGUCCAGCCUGAUACACCCAGUGCUAUAAAUCCUUCAGAUUCCCAGACUAAAGACACAGAUGACACUCAAAUUGAACCGCUUUCCUGCGAUUCAUCUCUCCCUACAGUUGACACCGCAGACAGUGCGAUGGAGAACUCCACCACUACCAACACGAACGGACUCCCCAUUAUCCCUGAUCUUUCAGCAGAGGGUGACAUGACUGCACAGUCUGCAAAGCAAGACACUGAGGGCACCACAGAUCCACGCCGUGACUCUCUCACUGAGGACCAAGAAGAAGAAGAAGAGCCGCUAGACAGCGUAAAGGCCAUCAGAGAUCUGGUGGUGGAAAUCAUUGAGGUGGAGGACAUUGUGAGUCCUUGUCCAGAUAGUCGGGGAACUCAGUAGAGGCCUUCUUAGUGAAUUAACUCUGAGGGGACUUCCUGCACGGGGGCUUUUACAAACAACUAAACAAAAUCGUAUUACGAUUGCUUCUAAAUCUGAUAACAGUUUAGACUGAAAAUGCUUUUCUUUAAAUAUUGUUAUUAAAUCUUUUCACAUUUCUUUUGUACACUGACAUGUCCAAGAGUUAAAAAAAAAAUUUGAAUUUUGUAUAAUUUUUUAAAUAUUGCUUAGAAUUAGUUUAGUUAGCAUUGCAUUUUUUUAUGUAACACUUACGCUAAGUUCACACUGCAAGGCUUAAUGCUCAAUUCCGAUUUUUUUGUGAAAUCCGAUUUUUUUGUGAGGUCGUUCACAUUAACAAAUAUAUGCGACUUGUAUGUGAUCCUCAGUAUGAACGAAAAGCGACCUAAAAGUGUUCCGCAUGCGCAUUGCAGGAUACGACGACGUCACACGCAGUGAGCAUGGCCAGUGUUUACGGAAGUAAAACCGCCCGGUUGCGGUAUGACCCAUCCAAUCUAGCUUGAAUAGCUGCAUCCCCCCAAAUGGAAAUCAGCUCCCUAACCUCUGCGUCCUUCCAUUGAGAAGAUUCAGAACCUUCACAGCCCGAAGCGUCCCUCGCAUUGAUGUCAUGCGCAGGGGCGCAGAUACGUUUUUUGAACUGGGGGGGGGACAAAAAACUGGGGGGGGACAAAGCUGCCAGCAAACCAACCCCAACCCCGAUAUGCCUGUCAAACUUGUUGUGGGUUACUAUAGCAACCAAGCUCGAGCUCGCAACCUGUGCAGUCUGCGCAGCUCGACCAACCGAAUAUCAGUCUUUGUUUUGUUUUAUGUGAGUUGUUGCAACUAUGUAUGUACUGCUGUGCACCUCAAUAAACCGAAUGGUAAUUAGUCUUUUGAUUUUUCCGUGAGGUUUGCCUUAUGCAAAGUGGGGGGGACCAAACGAAGUGAAUUUAAAUCUGGGUGGGACAAAUCCCACCCGUCCCACCCUCUAUCUGCGCCCGUGAUUAUGCGCCAUGUUGUUGUAACUUUUUUUUGAGAGACCCGCCGCCUACUUCAGCGCAGAAUAGUGACGUUUGUGGCUUGUUGAUGACGUGCAAGUCGGAUGAAUGCGACCUGGCGGUUCAGACUGAAGUCGCAUAUGAAAAGAGCGGAUAGGAAUCGGAAUUAGGACCACAUAUCCAAACGGCCUGGGUCGGAUUUGAAAAAAUCGGAUCUGUGUCGUUCAUAUUGUCAAUAAAAGAUCGGAUACAGGUCACAUAUGGGCGAAAAGAUCGGAUUUGAGUCACUUCAGCCUGCAGUGUGAACGUAGCCUUAUUCUCUUUUAAAUAUCUCGAUUUUAUUUGCAAAUGCUUGUGUAUUAAUUAGUAUUAUAUUCUACUUAAUUACUUUUAAGUCAGAUCUCUAAUGUGGGAACAGUGUUUACACGGUACAUCAGUGAGCUCGAAGUGCCACUGAGUGUGUAACCUUAUGUAGGUGAACAUUAAUCUAAGUACAGUACUAAUCAUAUAUAUUGGACUGUUUCAUAACUGCAAUAAACUCAUAUUUUCUAAA
This is a messenger RNA of Neoarius graeffei (lesser salmon catfish), 4376 nucleotides long. It is a transcript of the gene niban1b, whose product is annotated as niban apoptosis regulator 1b. The record is from RefSeq and is a predicted model, not a curated record. The transcript is spliced from 14 exons. NCBI's taxonomy places the organism in Eukaryota, Metazoa, Chordata, Actinopteri, Siluriformes, Ariidae. The coding region runs from base 78 to 2831 and encodes 917 amino acids.